GCGAACGAUUUGACAUUAGCAUUCAUCACAAUGUUCCCUGACUGAAUACAGAAUCGCCAAAUAAUUGAGGUCCCCUGUAUGACAUGUAAUGAUUUUUCCUCCCGGAUCACGACAAUGUUAUUGACAUAAACACUGACCGACUGACUGAUUGCAUGGUUCUUAACCUUUGUUAUCAGUCGUACGUUUACCCCCGCCAAUUUCAAGUUAUCUUAGCUGAUCGUUCGAUCCAGCAGCUUGCUACGUCACUGCACACCUCGGUACGGUAUUGCGGCAAUACAGACAAUAGUUAAAAACAUCGCGGUUGCGGUCGGACGUGUCUCGCGUAGUGCGUGAAACUAUAAAUAACUGUUUACGCUUCGUUAGGUUUUAUUUAAAGAUCCAGUGGGAAAUGACGAGUAUUAAAUUAAGUUUUCUCAUUUUGUUCACUUACGGUCUACUGGCAAGGAACUCGCUGGGCCUAUCGCCUGUUAUACUGAUUCCUGGCGACGGUGGCAGCCAACUUGAAGCCCGACUUAACAAAACAAGUGUAGUUCACUACAUCUGUGCCAAAACAUCUCCCGACUACUUCAACAUAUGGCUAAACCUAGAACUUCUCGUACCAUUUGUUAUUGACUGCUGGGUAGACAACUUGAAGCUAGAAUAUGACAAUGUUACUCGUACAACAAAAUGCCCAGAUGGGGUUGAUAUCCGGAUACCGGGAUGGGGUAACCCGGAGCCUGUGGAAUGGUUAGACCCGUCGCACCAGAGUUCUGGAGCAUACUUCAACACUAUAGCAGAUUCACUCGUCAAGAUAGGGUACAAGAGAAAUGUAUCUAUCCUCGGUGCUCCAUAUGACUUCAGAAAGGCUCCAAAUGAGAACGCGAAAUUCUUCACGGAUCUCAAAGCCCUGGUGGAGAACACAUACGAAGUGAACAACAAGUCGUCAGUGACACUGCUGGUGCACAGCAUGGGAGGGCUGAUGGCGAUGCACUUCCUGAGGCUGCAGCCUCAAGCAUGGAAGGACCAGUAUAUAAGGAGACUCAUCUCGCUGUCUACUCCGUGGGGCGGGUCUAUGAAGGCUGUAAAAGUUUUUGCUAUAGGCGACGACCUGGGCAGCCUGAUGCUGCGCGAGAGCAUAAUGCGCGCGCAGCAGAUCACGUGCCCGUCGCUGGCGUGGCUGCUGCCCUCGCCGCUCUUCUGGAAGCCUUCAGAGGUCCUCGUGCAGACCGACAAGUAUAACUACACUAUUAACGACUUCCAGAAGCUGUUCACUGACAUGGAGCUGCCGGACGCGUGGGAGAUGCGCAAGGACACGGAGAAGUACACUCAGGACUUCAGCGCGCCCGGCGUCGAGGUGCACUGCAUAUACGGGUACAACAUCACCACUGUUGAGAGACUAGUAUACAAGCCAGGCACCUGGCUGGACGGUUACCCAACCCUCUCCAUGGGUGACGGCGACGGCACCGUCAACCUGCGCUCGCUGCACGCGUGCGAGCACUGGCGCAAGCGCAGCUUCCGUAACGGCAACCCGGUCAAGUCCCUCCCGCUGCCCGGAGCUGAACACCUCAAGAUAUUGCAUGAUAAACGAGUGUUGGAUUAUAUUGAGCUCGUUAUGAAGAAUUGAAUGUAAGUUUCGAGUUUGUUUUUAUAUGUUUUAAACGGAUUUAUACUGGGUCUGAUGUGUGAAGGGACUGAAUCGCAGUUGAUAUUAUCGUUUUAAAAAACUAGGUACAGUUUUUGUUUAAAAAAGUAUUGCUGUGAAUCGCAGUGAAUCAUUUGGGAAAAUAGCUUCGGUUUUCAUGUAACUUUAAUGCUCUGAAGCUAGCAAUUUAACGCCUUACGCUUGAGUAGUCUUAGUUGGUCAUAUAUUUUGACUAGCGUGAAGUCACUAGUAGCAUACUUUUGAGCUGAAAAGUUGUUAGACAAAAUCUGUACUGAUAAACAAAAAUACUUGAGACUCGAAUUUGAAAAUCGUACUUCCUAAGAUAAGCGUAUCCAACAAAACAAAAUAAGCAGCUGUGUAAACAUAGUACAGAUGUUAUGUAAAUCCCUUUAAAAGUCGUUUUGUUUACAAUGAAUUUACAUAAGUAAGUGUUUGUGACUCAGAGUGAGAAUUCCGAUGUAUUUAGGAUAUUAUUUUUGAUGAAUAAGCGGAUGCUUAAGAUAUGUGUGUAUAACAAUUAGUUAAAGACUUUGGAAGAGUUUUCAAUGCAUACUAUUAUGAGGAGGGAAAAAGGGGACGGUUGAAUCUUGUUAGAUAUUAGUCAUUAUGUCUUCUGCAAACACCAAUUAAAAAAAUAUUAGUUGAUAGCAAGUUUUUAGUAAGAGGAAUGAUGAUUUUAAUUAACAUUAAAAGUAAUGUUAACGAGUAAAUACUUACUGAGUCUUGAUAAGCUCUACAGUGUCUUCGUAAGCAGAUAAUUAUUAUUAAUACGAUUCCACUCUUUUAUUUUAUACUGAUAAAAGUUGUUAUGUUAUAAAUAUUCUUUACUUUUGUACAUAGGGAUCUGCUUUGUAAAUAAAGAGUAAGAAAAAGUCUAUACUCUAUCCACGGAAGCAAGAGCUAAAAGGUAAACAAAGAAUGACACUUUUUCAAGAUGUCGGUAUAACCCGACCGAUGACAAAACGUCACAUUUUUGUGUAAAAUGUUCGCAGUAUCUGUGAUUUUGUCAUCGGUCGGGUUAUACCGCCAUCUUGAAAAAGUGUCAUUCUUUGUUUACCUUUUAGCUCUUGCUUCCGUGGAUAGAGUAUAGUAGAUACAGUCAGCAUAUAUUAGAAGACUUAAGAAUAAUAGUUAUAUCUGAUUGUAGUAAAUAAAAUACUUGCAUUCCUUGCCAGUUACCUGUAAUGCUUUAAAACAGAGUUAAAUAUUUACAUAAUUCUACAUUCUAAUAUUAAAACAAAAUCAUAGUCUUG
Messenger RNA from Helicoverpa armigera (cotton bollworm), 2895 nucleotides. Its product is annotated as phospholipase A2 group XV. Gene Ontology annotation, biological process: lipid metabolic process. The record is from RefSeq and is a predicted model, not a curated record. The coding region runs from base 389 to 1603 and encodes 404 amino acids. The transcript is spliced from 6 exons. Lineage: Eukaryota; Metazoa; Arthropoda; Insecta; Lepidoptera; Noctuidae.